CAACACCAUGAGUAGUCCCACCAGCUGUGGCGGCGGCGGCCUUUCGAUAGAUGAGGAGGAGACAGCGGAGACACGGAUCAGGAGGCUGAUAUCGGAGCACCCACUCAUAAUCUUCAGCCGAUCAUCUUGCUGCAUGUGCCAUGUCAUGAAGAAGCUAUUGGCCACAAUCGGUGUUCACCCUACUGUAAUCGAACUCGAUGACCACGAGUUCGCUUCCCUCCCUCGACCCUCUUCUCAUGGCAGCCUCUCCUCCCGGAAUCUCGCACCAGCCAUCUUCAUUGGCGGAACCUGCAUCGGUGGACUCGAAUCCCUCGUCGCUCUCCACCUUAGUGGCCACCUCGUCCCGAAGCUCGUCGAAGUUGGCGUUCUCUGGGUAUGAUAUAUAUAUAUGUGUGUGUGGAAGUUCUUUCUAUCAAAUA
Molecule: messenger RNA, 419 nt
Organism: Hibiscus syriacus
Lineage: Eukaryota; Viridiplantae; Streptophyta; Magnoliopsida; Malvales; Malvaceae
Product: glutaredoxin-C6-like
Exons: 1
Coding region: 8-379 (123 amino acids)
Source: RefSeq, a predicted model, not a curated record